AUGGUGAUGAGAAUCAUGCAAGAUCUUCCUGCAGAAAAUAUUUCAUUUGCAAUUUUCAAACUGAAUGGCUUCUAUUCUUUGGGAGAAUGGCGGCGCUUUCUAUUCCUCCCAUAUUUCUUUAUGCUUUUAUUGUCUACCACCUCCAACUCCAUCUUGAUAUUUUUAAUUAUCACCCAGAGAGCUCUGCACUCUCCGAUGUUUGUUUUAAUUGGUCUAAUGGCUGUCGUAGACUUGUUUAUGCCAAUAUUUUUUGUACCAAAUAUGCUUCUCAGCUUUUUAUUUGACUGGAAUGUGAUUUCACUUGUUGGCUGUUUAAUACAAAUAUUCUGUGUUCAGUAUGUCGGUUCAUAUCGGUCUACUUUGCUGCUGUGGAUGGCUCUGGAUCGGUUCUUUGCUAUAUGCAGACCUCUUUCUUAUCAUAAUUAUAUGCAAAUGUCCAACUUUCUACAGUUCAUUAUUCUUCCAGUAAUUAGAAAUACACUCUUAAACGUUUCAGUGGUUUCUUUGGCUGGAAAGUUGCAUUUUUGUACGAAGAAUGAGAUAGAUCACUGUUUUUGUGAACACAUGGGAUUGGUCCAGCUAGCAUGUGGAGAUACUUCUAUUAAUAAUUUAGUUGGACUUGCAACUGCUCUUCUAAUACCAACUACAGAUUUUGUUUUUAUUACUAUAUCUUAUGUGAUGAUAUUUGCUUCUGUAAUGAAAUCAGGCAAGUCCAGCAUGAAGGCCAUCAACACUUGUAUUACACAUAUAAUCGUCAUCACAUUUAGUUUAGUAUUUACCUUGAUGGCUUUUUUGUCAUAUAGAAUUAGAAAUGAUUUUUCUCCAAACAGCCGUAUUUUCAUUAGUACAAUGUAUUUGUUUUUACUAGGCAAGCCACUGAAGGUACUGCCUAAAAAGUUGGUGGAAUUUGAAGAGGCAGCUGAGGAGCUGCCUCAGGACACUAGAGCAGGAGACCAUAUCUGGAUCAAAGGGCACUGGCCAUUAAGCUUGAAGAGUGUGACCCAGAAAGACACCAACACACUUCCUAGGGUGGAGGAGACACUAGAUGCUUUAGAUCUCUUCUCUUCACUGGACCUAACUGCCAGGUACUUCCAAGUGGCAGCUGAUGAGCAAGACCAGGAGAAGACCAGGGCUCUGUAA
Colossoma macropomum (tambaqui) is the source of this 1140-nucleotide messenger RNA. RefSeq names its product olfactory receptor 52K1-like. Gene Ontology annotation, biological process: G protein-coupled receptor signaling pathway. The record is from RefSeq and is a predicted model, not a curated record. The coding region runs from base 1 to 1140 and encodes 379 amino acids. The transcript has 4 exons. Gene Ontology annotation, cellular component: membrane. NCBI's taxonomy places the organism in Eukaryota, Metazoa, Chordata, Actinopteri, Characiformes, Serrasalmidae. Gene Ontology annotation, molecular function: olfactory receptor activity.